AUGUUUCAAUUUCGACACCAGGGUUUUGUACAUUGCAUAUUUACACUGAGAGAAGACAGCCAGAACACGACAUUCAAACCUAACCCGCUUUUUGUCUGUUGGUUAAAAAAAAAAACGAUGACGUUACAGACAGUUUGUGUGUUUGUCUUUGUGGUUCUAGUUGCGGUUCAAUGUCAAGUUCUGGACUUCACAAGGCAGCUAACUCCCGACGACUUCUACUGUGGACGUAUUCAGUGUGUGGCCAACAGUUCCCAGUCCAUCAUCAACAUGGCCAUAUAUGAUACCACAGAGAAAGGCAACUCCGUGAAGCUGGCCUUCAUCUCAGUGUUUGCCCCGAUAGUAUCCGUGGACCCAUCCAAUGUCAACGUCAUCAAUGUCACAGGGACCAUCUCAAAGUACAACGGGGUCUUGAACGUCUGGUUCUCGAGAGACUUCGAUUGCUUGUACGGCGCCUAUCAGUGUGAAUUAGAAUUCGUUAACAUUAACGGCCAACCGGAUGCAGUCAGAGAAAACUUGGCACCAGCUGCCCAAAUAAACGCGACCCUCUUGUAUAGCCUGGUUAAGAUUGACUCACAGCUGACGAAUACAAACACACAGCUGGAGGGGUUGAAGAUUGACAGUGAGGCCCUGAAGAAAGACAAUGAGGUUCUAAAGCAAGACAAUAAGGGCCUGAAGACAGUGCUGGACAGUGUCUUAGUGGAACUGUCUAGCAUCAAGGGAAUUAUGAACUCUACACUUGCAGUUGACCACGACAAGAAAAAUGGAAGCUUGUGUUACCGAGGAAUGCCGCACAAAAGUCCCAGGGAGAAGUUUGUUCUGCCAGGAAACAUCCAGGCGCUGUGUGACACCGAGUCUGAUGGUGGAGGUUGGAUAGUGCUUCAGAGACGUGUGCGAGGAGAUGUAGUCUUCUAUAGAGGCUGGGGUGAUUACAAGAGAGGGUUUGGAACCCCAGACACCGACUUCUGGAUUGGAAACGACCUUAUUCACGACCUCACCUCACAGGGCUACAACGAAUUCCGCGUCGAUUUUGUCCACUCCAACAGGGAGUACUUUGCUCAAUACACCAACUUCACCAUUGGCGAUGAGUUAUCUGGAUAUCUCAUCCGGAUUGGUGGAUAUUCCGGAAACGUUUUUGACGCCAUGAACUAUCAUAACGGCUACAAAUUCAGCACUUUUGACAGGGACAAUGAUCUAAGCGGCAGCAACUGUGCUGUGCUGUUCCACGGAGCAUGGUGGUACAAUGCGUGCCAGUACUCCAAUCUGAACGGGGCGUGGGCAGUUGCAAACACAACGGGCAUUUCUUGGCGUUUUUCAGUCAAUGAUUCCUUGAUGAACCUUUCAUUUACUGAGAUUAAGGUCAGGUAUAAUAAGAGGUGA
Candidula unifasciata is the source of this 1377-nucleotide messenger RNA. NCBI's taxonomy places the organism in Eukaryota, Metazoa, Mollusca, Gastropoda, Stylommatophora, Geomitridae. The record is from the annotation of a GenBank genome assembly.